GUUUCCGGCGGUGUGUCCGUGGCGGUACAUCCUAAAACAAUGGCGGCCGGCGGCAGCGAUCCUCGGGCUGGAGACGUUGAAGAAGAUGCCUCUCAACUCAUCUUUCCGAAAGAGUUUGAGACAGCGGAGACACUCCUGAACUCUGAAGUUCACAUGCUUCUGGAGCAUCGAAAGCAGCAGAAUGAGAGUGCAGAAGAUGAGCAGGAGCUUUCAGAGGUUUUCAUGAAAACCCUGAACUAUACAGCCCGUUUCAGUCGUUUCAAAAAUAGAGAGACCAUUGCCAGUGUUCGUAGCUUGCUUCUCCAGAAAAAGCUACAUAAGUUUGAGUUGGCCUGUUUAGCUAAUCUUUGCCCAGAGACUGCUGAGGAGUCCAAAGCUCUGAUUCCAAGUCUGGAAGGGCGUUUUGAAGAUGAGGAACUGCAGCAGAUUCUCGAUGAUAUCCAGACCAAGCGCAGCUUCCAGUACUAAUGUUCACAUCCUGCUCCUGAGAUUGCUCAGAACGCCACCACAUCCCAGCCUGGUCAGCGUCACUCAGGAGUGCUGAAGCAGAAGACACUUGGGUCACUUUGCUUUAUUGAGAUAUAAUGUCCCUCUGUGGUCCUCAGACUCAUGAUACGCCUCCUGCCUCACUCAGCCAAGUUCUGGGAUUACAGGCGUGAGCCAACACUCAACAGCUUGGCUUUUUGGAGAGGAAAGGCUGGCUUGGUGAUGGUCUUGGUUGCUGUCCCCACAGUGACUAUUGGACCAUAGUUACUGUGUUUUGUGCAACCUUGAAGGGCUGUUAUGGUCAAGCAUGCUGCAGUCUGGAUCCUGUGAGAUAGAAUGAUGUGUUGACUGUCUCUUACCUUGGUGGUUUGGGAGCCCAUGUUAUUCUUUGUUCUUGUCAUUUCAAUUUUUGAUGUAAAUAUAGUUUGUAGUUUUUUAAACUAAACUGUUAUACAAAAUCUUGUAUAGGGGAAGAAUGUUCUUAUCUAGUUGCAAAUGGGAGAGAUAAACCAGAAUUUUUUUUUUUAAAGAAUUUCAUUUCUUUAUUUCUGGGGAGGGGGUACAUGAUCCAUGGCACGUGUGUGGAGAAGAACUUGCAGGAAUCAGCAGUUCUGUCCACUAUGUGGACUUUCAGGACUGAAAUCAAGCCAUCAAGCUUGGUGGCCAGAACUGUUACUCACUGGGCCAUCUUGCUGGACUCUAAAUUAUAUUUAUUUUAUUUACUUAUUUAUUUUUGCAACUUUAGAGA
Chionomys nivalis (European snow vole) is the source of this 1234-nucleotide messenger RNA. It is a transcript of the gene Polr2d, whose product is annotated as RNA polymerase II subunit D. The transcript is spliced from 4 exons. The record is from RefSeq and is a predicted model, not a curated record. Gene Ontology annotation, biological process: transcription initiation at RNA polymerase II promoter; positive regulation of translational initiation; mRNA export from nucleus in response to heat stress. The coding region runs from base 40 to 468 and encodes 142 amino acids. NCBI's taxonomy places the organism in Eukaryota, Metazoa, Chordata, Mammalia, Rodentia, Cricetidae. Gene Ontology annotation, molecular function: nucleotide binding; translation initiation factor binding. Gene Ontology annotation, cellular component: RNA polymerase II, core complex; P-body.